AGAGUUUGCUGUUCGCCCUUUCUGUCACUAGGGGGCGGUAACGUCCGGUCAGAGUCAGUGGGUCUAAAUGCAGAAGAAGAGAGCAGCCGCUUAAUCAAACAUGUCUGUGUUUCUCUGUGUUGCUGCAGGCGCAGUUGCGUUCUAUAUUUUCAUUUUUUACGGAGUUUUUAGAACCAAAAGAUGCACAAGUUCCGUGAAGCUGAAGGGGAAGACGAUCGUCGUGACAGGGAGCAACACUGGCAUUGGCAAGUCCACAGCUCUGGAUCUGGCUAAAAGAGGAGCGAGGGUGAUCCUGGCCUGUCGCAACAGCGAAAGAGCUGAGGCUGCUGUCUUUGACAUCCGCAAAGAAAGUGGAAACAGCCAAGUGGUUUUCAUGCCCAUGGAUCUAGCCAGUUUCAAAUCUGUUCGCAGUUUUGCUGAAACCUUUCUGAAAACGGAACCUAGACUGGACAUCCUGAUUAACAAUGCAGGUAUGAUGGGUCCAGGCCGCACUGGGGAUGGCUUUGGCAUGGCAUUCGGAGUUAACCACUUAGGUCACUUUCUACUGACCAACCUCCUUUUGGAGCGGCUGAAGCAAUGUAGUCCCAGCAGAGUUGUCACGGUGUCUUCUCUUCUUCACCACCUUGGACGUAUUGAUUUUUCUUUACUGGAGUCCACAAAAGAUUUAGUGUCUGGUCAGUCCACUUGGCAAAACUUUCAAGCUUAUUGUAAUAGUAAACUCUGCAAUGUACUUUUUACCAGAGAGCUUGCAAAUCACCUUGAGGGAACUGGUGUCACCUGCUUCACACUGCACCCAGGAGUCGUUUACACAGAGCUGUGUCGGAAUAUUAGCUGGUGGCAGCAGUUGCUUAUGAUACCCAUUGCCAAGCUCUUUUUUCUGGAUACUGAUGGAGGAUCGCAGACAACCCUGCACUGUUCCCUUCAGGAUGGCAUCGAGUCUUUCAGUGGACGAUAUUUCUCCAACUGUGGGGUUCAGCACAUGGGAGUCAAAGGGCGUGACGAUUCGUUGGCCAAGAAGCUGUGGGAAGUGAGUGAAAGGUUCACAGGCUUUCGCUCUAGAGUGAGCCCUAAUCAUUGACUGUAUAAGUAGGAACUGGACCGAACAACCACUCCGUUUUUGUCUUUCAAAUAGGAAGUACCCGCUGGUUGCGAGAAGGCCAAAGUCACAUUGGGUUCCAUUGAGAAAUAAAGUUAUUUCUCAGUCAUUUUAGUAGUCAUUCUUGGUCUGAUACAUUCUUCUUAACACGUUCUUUCUGAUCCUAAUUUGUUUUAAAGAUAUUUUUUCUUUACCGCCAGUUAUCCUAUUCUUGAUUUAAAUGUCAAAUAAAUAAAUAAAUUCAAGUUAUAAACUACCAAUCAGAUGCCUCAGUAAAAGCAUAUGGUGCCCGCUGGCUCCGCCUCGAACGUUUGAUUGACAGAUUUCCCCCAGCAGCUUUCAGUGGGAGGAGUGUCGCCUUCAAACCAGCCGGAACAAGCUUACUCCUGAUUUACGACUGCAGCUCCUUUAAAAACGUGACUCAGACCGACUCGGACGAAUCACUGUCGAGGGGCAGCAAUCAGUUGUAAUGUAGUGGUAGACAUAGGAAGUGACAGCGAAGGCUCUAGUCUGAUUUUAGGAGGGCCGAAGGUAAUGCGUUUCCUAUGGGGGACCUCAACACUCAUGUCCAGUUUGUACUUUUACAAUCAAUGGCCCUAAUGCAGAAACGAAGUGAAGACUUCAGGCUGUUUUCAGGCUUCUUUUGUGAUUCGUUAUGUUUGCUGAGUAACAUUUCUAAAUAUCUAGGUUUGUUGUGGGAAGUUGUCUGGAAACAAUGUAAAAACCUCUGCUGGGUCAAACAGCCUCUUUUGAAAAGUACAUUUUCAAGGGAACAUUAUCAUAAAUUCCAGUUUUAGGGAAACCAGAGAAGUAGUUGUGCAUCAGUUGUAUCUGUGGCAAAUGUGUUAAUUAUUUGCAGUUUUUAUCUCAGUAUGGAAUGUUAUUAACAAAUGUUAUGUAUAUGAUAUAAUUUUUAAAACAUUUGACAAAAAUGUGAAUUUACCACAAUUUUUCUCUACAGUGAUAUGCUUUAAAAGCCUUAAAUAUUAUCUGUUCUCCUGAGUUGAAGAUGCUCCUCCUAUACUUGAAAAAUUAUGAAGUGCCUUUUGUUUUGUACCUAAUUUAUUAAAGCUUUUUUGUAGCUGAA
This is a messenger RNA of Oryzias melastigma (Indian medaka), 2183 nucleotides long. RefSeq names its product dehydrogenase/reductase SDR family member 13. Bases 101 to 1078 code for a protein of 325 amino acids. The record is from RefSeq and is a predicted model, not a curated record. Lineage: Eukaryota; Metazoa; Chordata; Actinopteri; Beloniformes; Adrianichthyidae. The transcript is spliced from 5 exons.